This is a messenger RNA of Cladophialophora bantiana CBS 173.52, 525 nucleotides long. RefSeq lists its product as uncharacterized. The record is from RefSeq and is a predicted model, not a curated record. NCBI's taxonomy places the organism in Eukaryota, Fungi, Ascomycota, Eurotiomycetes, Chaetothyriales, Herpotrichiellaceae. The transcript has a single exon. The coding region runs from base 1 to 525 and encodes 174 amino acids.
AUGCUCAUCUCCAUCAUCGCGAUCCUCUUCGUUGCAAAAUGCCUCUCGACGGGCAUGAAAUGGCACCUGGCGAGCCAGAACCUCGACCUCGCCAUGCUGGUCGUCCAGCAGUUGCAGGAAAAGUACCUGGCGGCUAGGUUCAUCUUUGCGUACUACACGGCGGCGUUUGAGAAGGUGGCGCCCUCCCAGAGACCGUUGCUGGAUGCGCCUUCGGCGUCGGCAACUUCUUCUUUGUCGACGGCCUCUUGCUCCAAUGCAUUUCCGAACACGACCAAUGCUGUCACCACCACUACCGCUAAUACUAGUAGUAUCGAAAACGUCCCGGGAAUGUAUGGCAGAGCCGCCGAGGGCCGCGCUGGCCCAGGCCCCGAUAUCAGUCCGUUCAACGCCGUCGAGUCCUUCUCCUCGGGACAAGAAGACCAUCUGGGCACAUGGGCCGAGUGUUUCCCGGCGAGCAUGGCCGCGGAUUUUGACAUCUUGUUCGGGGCCGAGGGCAUCAUGAGAGGGUUUGAGGAACUCGUUUGA